AUGGCUAUUACAAAUGGUUCAACUAUUUGUUUUGCUAAAAAUCCAAAAUUAUUAGUUGGAAAUUACUUAUUAGAUGUCAUUAAAUGUAAUGAAAUAGAAGCAAUGACAGUUGUACCGACUAUCUUGGCUACCAUUUCACCUGAUAAGUGUAGUCAAACUUUCAAAUAUCUUGAGGUCGGUGGAGAAGUUCUUCCAAAUAAUUUAGCUUACCUUUGGAAGAAUCGUCUUACGAAGUUUUUCAAUUCUUAUGGUCCUACUGAAGUAGGUGUUAUUGUAACAAAUUAUAAUAUCAUACCUGAAAAGAGCCUUGUGACAUUCGGAUCUGCAGUUGGAACUCCACGUGAUCACACUUCUAUAUAUAUCUGUGAUCCAAUAACGCAAGAAUUAUUAAGUAAUAAAGGAGAAAUAUUGAUUGGUGGUGCUGGAUUAGCGCGAGGAUAUUUAAACCGGGAAGAUGUUACUAAAGAACGUUUUAUAUUCCAUCCAAUAUUACAAAAACGUUUAUAUCGUACUGGUGAUCAAGGAUGUAUUCUGGAAGAUG
Molecule: messenger RNA, 541 nt
Organism: Dentiscutata erythropus
Lineage: Eukaryota; Fungi; Glomeromycota; Glomeromycetes; Diversisporales; Gigasporaceae
Source: the annotation of a GenBank genome assembly